GUCGAUUUCGUCCGCCUUUACUUUCGCACCUUAACAGCUCUCUUCCUUCGACACAACGCACCAUUUACAAAUCACAUCGCACUCUACACAGUCGACCCCUUUCACAAGUACAAUUGUAACUUGCUACCUCCAAUGCCUCCCAACAUCCCCACCAAGUCUCCCCCCAAGAACUGGCUUGAUAUCAAGAAGCUUCGUCUAGAAUGGAUCAAUACCAGGAUGCCCCUUCCAGGCCAAGAUUUUCUCUACCGAGUCGCUGAAGAAGUCCUCCGUCGCAUGGGUCCGGAUACUUACAUCGUUGCGCUUGCUGGUAUCGAGGACUGGGGCGACGUUAUGGAGAACGAGACAUUCCACACUUCUAUCUGGCACUACAAUGGCGCUUUCGAUGAUUGCAUGGAGUAUGGAGUUGCGGAGGUUCUUCAUGCUCGGGAUUAUGAGACGUAUAAGCCUAUUGCGCGCAAGUACUUCAACUUCCCUGGUGCAAUGGCCUCCUCUCUGACCACUUGCCUCCUCCACGAGCGCCGCGAGUGCUGGAAAGUCCUACAAAAGCACCCUCUCUUCUCCUACUUCAAGAACGCCUACCACAUCAAGCUCUGCCUCGUCAAGUUCUUCAACACCCGCUACACCUCGCUCUUCGCCGACAUCACUGGUGCGCACAUCACUCUCGACUCCAACGGCGUUUACGGAUCGACGACCUCCCUCCGUCUCCCGGAUGAGUAUCCCGAGUUCUCAGAUGUCAGCAAUGAUUUCUACACCGCGAAGUUUCGCCUAGGAUACCAAACUGAGGAGCAAUCUAAGAAGGAGAAGGAGGAGGCAAGAUUGGACUGGAGAAAGAUGACCGAUGAUAUGUGUUUUCGCUGGAGCUGCGGCUCGGAGGAGAAGCUCUUUGUUCUUAAUGCUAUGAUUUGGCUUCGCUUGUUGCAUGCUGCGAACCCGAACCAACAGUCGUUGAAGGAAAUGCUUGUACUUCUGUUUGGUGAGGAGGAUAUCGAGGAUGAGGACGAUGAUGUCAAGGCAGAGGAGAAAGACGAUGAUGCGAUUUCCGACGUGUCUUCUUGUGGUGGUGUCAAAGAUGCCGGAGAUGAGGAUAAGAAUGUUAAGGUUGCCUCGGAGAGUGAUGUUAAGACGUUCUUGGGAUAUGGAGAUAGUAGGACGAGACCAGCUACUAACUCCGAGGGUCUCACUUGGGAUGGUAUCUUGGAGGGAGUAAAGGCACACUAUGUAUGCUAAGGG
This is a messenger RNA of Mollisia scopiformis, 1230 nucleotides long. RefSeq lists its product as uncharacterized. The record is from RefSeq and is a predicted model, not a curated record. NCBI's taxonomy places the organism in Eukaryota, Fungi, Ascomycota, Leotiomycetes, Helotiales, Mollisiaceae. The annotation marks the transcript as partial. The transcript is spliced from 2 exons.